AUGCCACGAGAGUACGCCCCCGCCGACAGAAAACGCAAAUCCCACGAUAUCUCCGACGAUGCAGAUGCAGCAGCAACAGCGCCCGGAGGAGGUCCGCGGAAGAAAAUCCACCUCCCUAAGAAAGAACACAAGUACCCGUCUGUCAACGAGCUCAAGAAACGGAUUCGGGAUGUGAAGCGUCUACUCAAUAAGGCGGACUUGCCGGCUGAUGCGCGCAUCGUGCAGGAGCGUGCGUUGUCGGGGUAUGAGAAGGAAUUGGAGGAUGAGUUGAAGAGGAGGGAUCGGUCGAAGAUGAUUAAGAAGUAUCAUUUCGUGAGGUUUUUGGACCGCAAAACCGCAACCAAAGACGUGAACCGGCUGGUGCGCCGCGAAAAGGAAGUCUCGAGUGCCGGUCCCGAUGUCAUGGAUGAGAAGACCAAGGAGAAGAAACUUGCUUCCUUGGCCGGGAAGCUCCGAGUCGCUCGCGUGAACUUGAACUAUACCAUUUACUAUCCAUUGGAUGAGAAGUAUAUCGCCUUGUACGCGGAGCAGAAGAAGAAGGUCAAGGGAGAGGGUGCUGAGGAUGGUGGCGAUGGCGCUGACUCGGACGGUGAUGCGCGGUUUGGAAUGGUGCAUGCGACGGUUGCGGAUAAGCCGGCGAUGUGGCAUGUGGUGGAAAAGUGUAUGAAGGAUGGGACGUUGGAUAUGUUGAGGGAUGGCAAGUUGGAGUCUGGGGCGAAGGCUGGAGAGAAGGAUCGGAAGAAGGAGGAGAGAAGUCAAAGGGGUGGUGAGAAGGCGAAGAAGAGCCAGGAGCGUGGGCUGUCGUCGUCGCAGGCUGGGAAGAGUAAGGACAGGUCCAGGAAGGUGGAUGAUAGGAAGAGGACUAGGGGAUCGACUGCUGAGGAUCAUGUCAUGCGGGAUGCGGGCAAUGAUGAUGGCGAGGAGAGUGAUGGCGGUUUCUUUGAGAUGUGA
Molecule: messenger RNA, 951 nt
Organism: Aspergillus luchuensis
Lineage: Eukaryota; Fungi; Ascomycota; Eurotiomycetes; Eurotiales; Aspergillaceae
Gene: EFG1
Product: Efg1 domain-containing protein
Exons: 2
Coding region: 1-951 (316 amino acids)
Biological process (GO): maturation of SSU-rRNA from tricistronic rRNA transcript (SSU-rRNA, 5.8S rRNA, LSU-rRNA)
Cellular component (GO): preribosome, small subunit precursor; nucleolus
Source: RefSeq, a predicted model, not a curated record